AUGGACCUUCGCCUGACGCAGACGCAGCCCCUACAGCCCGUCCGCCUGCUCGAGCUGCCGCCCGAACUGCUAGACCUGCUCGAAUCAGACCACCCUCCACAGCUGUGCCUGAAGUCAUCUGCGCCCACAUCGACAGCCUCCACCACCACCACCACGACUACAACCUCUUCUUCUACGACUACGGCGUCUUCUACUUCUACUACUACGACUACGGCCACGGCUACGACUGCGUCCUCUCGGCCAGGAGCUGACUUCGUGAACCUGUGCACGCCGGCAAAGACCUUCUCGCUACGCCAGGUCAACUCCUCCAAUUCCGUCUUCCUGAUCAGGCCCCAGGUACAAGGGCCAGGCACAGCUGCCACAGUUCCGACGACAACGACGACGACGCCAGGCAUCACGGCCGUAGCACAGUGCAAGUCGACGCUCGAAGUCCAGGCCAUGGCCUCCUCCGAGACAGCCCUCCGGCCCCUGCUGGCCGCCCUCGCCGUCUACGACGAAAGCGACAUCCUCAUGGACGAGCGCACCGAGGAGGACGACCACCCCCUCUCCCCCUCGGAGAUCGUCCAUGAGCGCUCCAAGGUCUUCGCAGACAUACCCUUCUCCCGCGCCGAGUGCGAGCGCGCCUGGAAACACAUCUGCGCAUUCGUCCACAAGAACAAAGAGUCCGGUGCGAUCGGGUGUCAUCGUCCCUCGGCCAGGGCAAAGCUCAUGGCCUGGGAGAAGAUCAUCGAGGGCGCAACCCUCCAUGGCAUCGAUCUCGGCAAACAGUUCCUGGUCGAGGACCUGUGGAGUGCCGUCAUAGAAGAGGCCGAACACACCGUUAUCGACGAGUAUCCGUUUCCUCGCUCGCUGUUCGACGCCAUUGUGCGUAGGCUGGUGGAUAAUUCGCCCAUUGAUGGGGACCUGAAGUGGGCAAAUCUCGAUCAGCAUAUAACAGCCCAAUGGACGGCAGAGCUCCUCCUCGAGUCGUCUAACGGGACCCCCAAGGCUGUCCUGAACGUGGAUACCUUCUCCAGCGACUGGAAAGAUCUCUUGCCCGAGCAAUUCAGAUCAUAUGCAUCUAUCGACAAUCUGGAU
This is a messenger RNA of Trichophyton verrucosum HKI 0517, 1077 nucleotides long. RefSeq names its product sister chromatid cohesion protein Dcc1, putative. The transcript is spliced from 3 exons. The annotation marks the transcript as partial. Gene Ontology annotation, cellular component: chromatin; nucleus; chromosome, centromeric region. Gene Ontology annotation, biological process: maintenance of mitotic sister chromatid cohesion; mitotic sister chromatid cohesion. The record is from RefSeq and is a predicted model, not a curated record. NCBI's taxonomy places the organism in Eukaryota, Fungi, Ascomycota, Eurotiomycetes, Onygenales, Arthrodermataceae.